CAAGCAAAGAGGAAAAGGACACAAGGUGAACAUGUUGCACAAGUUGAAGAAGGUGAUGAGGAUCCAAGUGAGGUUGGAUUAUGGAAGAAGAGAAGCACUAUGUUGGGUGUUGAAGGUGUGUCCAAAGACAACUUGAAAUCACGCCUUGACUUGGUCAAUAUGGGUAUUAGGCAUGAACUUCAUCCUAAGCCUACAGAAGAUGGCAGGACAUGCAUCCCAAUUGCUUGUUACUUGAUGUCUGAUGAUGAGAAGGAGUUAUUUUGCAAGGUUCUAAAUAACUUUAAGCUCACUGAUGGUUAUGCCUCAAAUAUUUCAAAUUAUGUGAAUGUAAUGGAGCAUAGACUUCAGGGUCUUAAGUCACACGAUUAUCAUAUCUUGAUGCAAGAUAUCCUUCCUGUAGCAUUAAGGAAAUCAUUGCCCAAACAUGUGACAAAAGUAAUUAUUGAGGUUUGUAAUGUUUUCAAAGGUAUAUGUUCUAAAGUACUAGAUGUUCAGCAACUAGAGGUAUUGAAAUCACAUGUAAUAUUAGCUCUUUGUCACUUGGAACAAAUUUUCCCUCCUUCAUUCUUCACAAUCAUGGUUCACUUGGUGAUUCAUAAUGAAGCCAAGGUUGCUGGUCCUAUCCCAUUCAGGUGGAUGUACCCAAUUGAGAGGUUAUUUGUGAAGGAAGUGAAGUCACGUAACAGAUCGCAACACCCAAAGGAGCAUGAAAUUAAUAAAAUGAAGAAUGAACAAUUUCAUUCAUGGUUUGCAGACCAUGUAUCCAAUUUGAAUGAGGGAGAUGUAUCCCCUAUGAUAAAGAUGCUUGCCGGUGGUCCAAAUAAUUAUGCCUCAAGGAAGGACAACUAUCCUGUUGAAGGUGAUGUUGAGCAUUACAGUGUUUUAGCGGAUGUAUUUAAGUCAGACUAUGAUGGUGGUAUCAAGGUUGUGUUAUUUAAAGGUGAUUGGGUAGAUGUUAGAACUAGGGGUCGAGGUAUUAAGAUAGAUGAGCUUGGUUUUACACUUGUGAACUUUAAACACUUGAUGUACGAAGGGGUGAGCAUAAGCCAUGCACCAUUUGUUAUUCCAUCUCAAGGGCAACCAAUAUUUUAUGUUCAAGAUCCUGAAGAUAAAGAUUGGCAUGUUGUCUUGAAAACAACACCAAGACAGGUGUUUGCUUUGGGUGACCAAAAUGAAGAUAAAGGAGGAGAAUCUAAUUAUGGCCAAAAUGAUAAUUUUUCAGGUUACAUUAUCAUGGGAAGAAGCAGGAAGAGGUUUGACACAAUCAUACUUUUGGCUGAGACAUCCAAUACUAGGCAAAAUGGGAGUGGUGAGAAUGCUAACAUAAAUGCUACUACAAACAGUCAAGAACCUACAGAUAAUAAUAGCAAUGGAGGUUCUUCUAUUAGAAGGAGAGGAAAAACAGUUCUUGAAGAUGUAUGGAGACUACCUGCUAACCAAAGACUUCGUGUUAGAGCAAAUAGAUUUGGACAGCCGGUGAAAGAUUCUACCAAAACAUUUACUAACUACAUUGGAGUAGAAUUGAAGAAGCUGCAGAGAAUUGAAGAAGCUACAAAACGAAGCAGGGCCUACCAAAAGAUUACCCACACCUCAGGCAGCAAAAGUUUUGUAAGGGUGGAAGAUGAACUGAAUGAGGCAGCCGGAAGCAAUGUAGGAAGAAUUAAAGUCUAUGAAGUAACCCACACUCGUACGAAUGGGUCCUAUCUUGACCCUGAGAUUCCUGUUUUAUUGGAAAAGGCAAGAGCAAAAAAGGCUGAAAGGUCAGGAACACAGUCAACAGAUUCAUAUCAAGAAGAUUUGGAAAUUAUGUCUGAGGUAUUGGGAAAUGAGCGCCCUGGAAGAGUACGAGGCUUAGGGUUGGGACCAACCCCAACACGAGUGUUUAGUCCUAGAGUUUCCACAAUCCACACGGAUGAAGAAUUUGAGAAGCUGCAAAGAGAGGUGGUUGAACAACGAGGAAUGAUCCAAUCCCUUCACGAAAAGUUAGAUUUAUUGAUGCAACACAUGGCAAUGCCUCAAGAUGUAGCUACAAAUAGUACUCCUGGUCAUCGGCGAGUACCUUCUUCUCAUUCCCGCCAUGGUGGUCUAGUUCUUGACUAGUGCCUUUCAUCCUCAAGCUUUUAGGCUCAUAUUAGUAACUACUUACGUCUUGGGUAAAUAUGAAUGGAGGUUGUUUAUUUUGAAUUUGAAUGUUAAUAUUUUAAGUUGUCAUGAAUUUAGUUAACUGUAUGAUGUUAAUUUCAAUAAUAUAUGAUUGAUACUUUU
Rubroshorea leprosula is the source of this 2265-nucleotide messenger RNA. Lineage: Eukaryota; Viridiplantae; Streptophyta; Magnoliopsida; Malvales; Dipterocarpaceae. The record is from the annotation of a GenBank genome assembly.